UGUUCUUCAAAUAACCUUGUAGACAUAAUUUCAAUGCCAAUCUACUAUGAUCGAAAGAAUCAGCUCAUAUUCACUGUUCAUCAUUCUGUUGCAACGAUAGCCUUCUACCUCAUUUUGGUAAGUCUCGUUCGGUCUAUCUAUGCGCAUCGUGUGGAUCUGCUCGAGAAUGCAACCUUUUUGGCUGAAGUUGCUCAGGUUACUUCUUUUAUAGACCGGCGUCGUGUCGCCAUUGUGUCACUGAUCUUCUCGAUUUUCUUUGCAAUUACACGCAACUUCAUGGUCAUUCCCUACUGGUUGUUUAUAUACUCAAUCUACGGAACACCGAAACACAUGGCUGCUCGAGAACAAUUACCCGGUCUGGAUGUGCCCAUGUUUGUCUCUUCUCUUAUACUGGACGCCCUAAAUAUCUACUGGGCUCUGAUGGUUUAUCCUAUCGGCUAUAAAGCCGCCUACAUGCUCUACAAGGCGGACUGGCGUACUGACUUUGAUCGAGUACGCGAUCGCAUUCGUGGUCGUUUUCUGAGUGCUCGACGUCGCGCCAUGAAUACUGAACUGCUAGCUUCAUUGCGCCGCAGCACUUCGUUCAAUCUCAUUCAACGGGCUUGGGAGGAGUGGUCGCUGAUUCCCGAAGAUUUCAGUGAGACUGAGUUCUGCACUAUGUCCGUGUCAGAGCGUUCCUCACCGCUUCGACGCUACUCAGAUAGCGAUGACAGCAACAUUAAUGACGAAGGUCCCUGCACAUUUAACAUGCUUAUCCCUUCUCCGAUGAAGUCAAUUUCUUCGUUCUGUCUGUUUGCAGAACUCUUUCUUGUUAUAUUUUUUGUUGAUUGCGCCAUUCUUUCCGUUGGUAUAUGCGAAAAUCUGAAAUUAACCACAGGUUCUUUAUAUUAUCCGAAUUUUCAAAUCUACCGCUUCUUCACAUUCUUUCUUGUCAAUACAAAUGUGAUUUUAUUUGUAAUAGACGCUGCAGGAUUCUUUGCAUUUGAUUCAUUGUUACAACGACGGUGGAAUUUUGCAGAAAAGAUGAAGUUUUUGAUGAUAACUACAUGGCUCCCGGGCUUCAUGUGUCUGAUAUACUAUUACAUCAAAUUUGCUUGCUCUAGAACGGAGGCAGACCUAUUUUUCACAGGUGUCAAUGGCUCCAGCUCCUUUGUUGCUGCAGUGACUAUUGUUUCUAGGCAGUUGCUCUAUGAUACCUCCUCGGACGCGAAGGUGCAAACUCUCUAUCGUUAUGCUUCUUUGUUUUACCUUAUUCUAAUUGCAUUGCUGCAAGGCUUCGGUGCUAUUCCCUCUAUCACUCUUCUCUAUUCGUUCUUUGGUCUUCUCUAUGGAUGGACAUACUUGAGGUUCUUCCAGAAUCAUACUGAUGGCAAGCGGGGUGAUUUUCGAGGCAGCUUCUCUUUUGCAAGGCAAGUUGUUGCGAGGUCCUUCUAA
Molecule: messenger RNA, 1434 nt
Organism: Hydatigera taeniaeformis
Lineage: Eukaryota; Metazoa; Platyhelminthes; Cestoda; Cyclophyllidea; Taeniidae
Source: the annotation of a GenBank genome assembly